Messenger RNA from Ictalurus punctatus (channel catfish), 5366 nucleotides. RefSeq names its product zinc finger protein 628 (gene znf628). Bases 430 to 4746 code for a protein of 1438 amino acids. Gene Ontology annotation, biological process: regulation of transcription by RNA polymerase II. Gene Ontology annotation, molecular function: DNA-binding transcription factor activity; RNA polymerase II cis-regulatory region sequence-specific DNA binding. Lineage: Eukaryota; Metazoa; Chordata; Actinopteri; Siluriformes; Ictaluridae. The transcript has 7 exons. The record is from RefSeq and is a predicted model, not a curated record.
GAAGCAGGCGGGUGACUGUUGGUUAGUUUGCGCUCGACAUUAUUGUUAAGGUUGUAUGGACUAUCACUGCGGACUUCAGCACCAUUUCAACACAUCAAAACUGUUUAGUAAAAUUAAUAAGUACAGGCAAGUGACAUAUGCACCGUGAAUUUGCAGAAAAAUCGAGAAAUACUGCGACGUUUGAUAAACCAAGACGAGCAGUGAGAUGGAUGCGGGAAGGCCGGCUCGUGACUGGACAAAUAUAUGCACAAAUCUGUAAGAGACUCUGGCAAUUGAAGUGAAGAAGUUACAGUACGCAUUUCAGCUUGGAUACACAACAUCAGGAGCACUCCACUAAACAUCUGCAAUGGCUGCCGUAAAUUGGAAGGAUCCACAAGACUAGUCAUCUGCACUACAACCCAGAGCAUGCUCCUCUGCUCAUAGGGUACAAUGGCCAACUCUGUCGCUACCCUGGUGGUCCAAACGGAGCUUCUUCCCAGCCAGACUCCAUCAUCCCUCUCUCCUUUUCCAUCGCUUCUUCCCUCAGUGGAAGAGGAGGAUAACGAUGAAGAGAAAAGUGGAGAGGAACAGAAAGGGACCGAAACCGUCGUGCUUACGGGAGUCGAGAUGGUGACGUCGUCAACGUCUCCAGGGACGAUGGGGUCUCAAAAUCCUGAACACCCCUUUCAGUGUCUAGACUGUGGGAAGAGUUUUAAGUGGUCUUCCAGGUUGGCACAUCAUCAGCGUAGCCAUAACAAUGAGAGGCCAUAUCGCUGUAACCUCUGCCCCAAGGCUUUCAAAGGCUCAUCCGCUCUGCUCUAUCACCAGAGGUCUCAUUCAGGAGAGAAGCCUUAUAAAUGUGAGGAUUGUGGUAAAGCAUUUAAGCGCUCAUCUCUCCUACAGGUCCAUCGCAGUGUGCAUACGGGCUUGCGCACCUUCCAGUGUCCUUACUGCCCUCUUACCUUCAAGUGGAGUUCUCACUACCAGUAUCACCUACGCCAACACACAGGCGAGUGCCCUUAUCCAUGUGACAGAUGUCCCAAAGCCUUCAAAAACUCCAGCAGCUUGCGUAGGCACAAGAACGUGCAUUUGGGUGUCAAGCCUUAUGUAUGUAUGGUGUGCAGCAAGGCUUUCAGCCAGUCAACCAACCUAAGGCAACAUAUGCGCAUACAUACGGGCGAGAGGCCAUACAUCUGUGGUGAUUGUGGUCGCAGCUUCACACACUCCUCCAACUUGGCACUUCAUCGCAACUCCCACAUAGAGGUCAAGGCUCAGGGCGGGGGGAAGACAGGAAAAGUAGGGUCACGGACAAAUGUGGAGGUGGUGUUCGAGGGGGCAACCUCAGACGAUUUGAAGGCAGUUGAAAUGACAAUAUCGGACAUGGUGGGCCUUGUAGGUGGGCAGGAGGGGGGAACUAGUCAGGUCUUCUUAUCUCAUCAUAUGCCUUCAUCCUGUACAUCAUCCUUGGCUGAAGGCAAUCAGAGUGUCCUGACAGCCACAGGCUCAGAGCAUGUACAAGUGAGCAUGGAGGAGUCAACAGAAACUGGUGCUAACGUGUUGCUGUACAGCUGCGGCAGCUGCAACGAGACAUUCGGAACCCAAACACACCUGGAACAACAUCAAGCCUUGCAUCUGCACAGCCUGGGAGCAGAGGAUGGGGGUGAAGACAUCAGAGGUGAAGGCUUAGAGGCACAGGGUGGUGGGGUUUCAUUAGUUGGGAUGGCCCCCUUGUUGGCGGACUUUGAGGAGGUGGUAGAAACCACGACAGUGUCAGAGAGUGGGCAGGGGACAGAACUACUUGGAUUGGGUGGUAUUGGGGGUGGAUCCAGUCAGGUUCAGUAUGACUUGCUGCAGAGCUUCACCAGCUCCGUGGCCCAGAUGUCCUCAGAUGACACCACGCCCAUAGUUGAUACAACUGUGGCUACAUUGUCAGAGUGUGCUUACUGUGGUAAAAGCUUCAAGAACAGCAGCUCAAUGAGCAGACACAUGGCACAGGUGCACCCUCUGGCACUGUCCCAGUCCAGAUCUCAAUUCAGCUGCUCUGUAUGUGACCGCUCCUUCCCCCUGCUGUCAUCCCUUCUUAACCACCAGCUCUCGCACACUGAGGAGCAGAGACUGCUGGCUGAGGCAGAGGCUGAAAUAGUCUGUCCUCCCUCUCUGUCCCUCUCAAUGCCCCUGUCUUCCUCGUCCUCUGCCAAGAGAGAGGGGGAGGAGGGAGAAAGGGAGAUCCAUGUCAGCCUCAUUGCAGUCACAGAAGAGGGAGAGAAGCAAGCUGUGAAAUCAACCAACAGGGCAUCAGGGAAGGCAGGAAGGAGAGGAGGAAGUAGCAAGGGCUCUGCUGCAAAUAACGAGAGGCCAUAUCGGUGCUUGGAAUGUGGGAAAUCCUUUAAGGGUUCAUCAGGACUGCGUUAUCACAUGAGAGAUCAUACAGGAGAGAGACCGUACCGCUGCACAGAGUGUGGAAAAAGCUUUAAGAGGUCUUCUCUACUGUCCAUACAUCAAAGGGUGCACACAGGAGUGCGAGCCUUCCAGUGUCCUUACUGCCCUUUGACUUUCAAGUGGAGUUCACAUUACCAGUACCACUUGCGGCAGCACACUGGUGAGCGGCCCUAUGUGUGCCAGGAGUGUGGCAAAUCGUUCAAGAACACCAGCUGUCUGCGGCGACACAGCCAGUUGCAUUCGGGCCUGCGACCACAUGCCUGCUCUGUGUGCGGCAAGGCAUUUUCGCAAACAUCCAACCUAAAGCAACACGAGCGUACACACUCGGGUGAGAGGCCUUUCCAAUGCGCGCAGUGCCACAAGAGUUUCACACACUCCUCCAAUCUUCAGCUUCACCUUCGUACACACUCCUCUCGCAAAGACUACAAGUGUCAGCGCUGUGGGAAAGAGUUCGUCAUGCACUCCUACCUGCAGCGGCAUCUUCGGACGCAUAUCAGCGGUGGUGGGGCCACAUGCAUAAAAGAAGCAGAGAAAACUGCGAAGAAUGGCAGUGGGACCUCUGAAAUGCCAACUACUACUCUGAGUUUAAAUAUGAAUGCAGCAGGAGGGCUUAGUUCUCUGUUUUCUAAUGAAGGAAAUUCUACACUCCUUCUCUCACCAUCAAAUUUGGACAUUCCUCCAAACACCUCACAAAAUUAUUUUAUGAUCCAGACACCCACAGGACUACAGCUGAUCCCACUGUCCAAUCCAACACCCACACAGCCUGUCCCGGCCCCCCCUCCCCCUCCUCCUCCUCCUCCUCCACCACCACAACUGCCGUCCCAGAAUUUCCUGCUUCUUCAGUGCCAGUCCACCAAUGGGAGCCAGCCGAGUCUGAUUCUUGUCCCCACAGUAUCCAAUACGAACACUCUUCCUGCUCCCUCAGCACCACAGCCCCUCCCCUUGGUGCAAACCAUACCAGCACUGCCACAGAUAGCCACUUUAGCUCCAGCCCAAACCCAGAUAUCACAGUUUCAGCCACUCCAUACCCAGCAGAGGUUUAUUUUUACCAACAAUAGUGCUCCUUUCAUCCCUGCCCCACCCCAAAACCCACCAGCCAAUACUAGACCAAUUUUAGGAACGCUUAGCCACACCAGGAGCCCUAGAACCAGGCGUGCACGCAAGAAUAAAACUCAGAAAUCUGGGUCCUUGGUGCAGGCAGAAUCUGUCACAGCAACUCAAGGAUUAGUUCUUUCGACUAUUUCAACAACCACAACUGCUGCUUCUGUUUCCUCUUCAACAACCUUGUCCCAGCAACAUAAUGUUCCAACAUCUUUGCCACCACCAAAUUCAGAUUCUGUCCCUGACGCACCCUCUACCCCUGCUGCUGUCACUGUAUCAGCAGUAACCCCAACUACACCUCCAACAGACAGCCAUUGUAUUUUGACAGGUGACCCCCAAAAAGCUUCUGCUGCAGAGGAAGCAGAGAAACUUCCAGAGUCACUACAAGAGGAGCGCUUUGUUCUGUGUUUUGAGAAGGAGACUGAGGAGAGAGAGCCAGGAGAUGAGAUGGAGGUGAAGGUGGAGAUGAAUGAAGGGGUGGAGGGAGAAAGGUCAUAUGUGUUACAUUUUGAAGGAGAAAGUGAACAAGGGGAAGAAGGAAGUGAAGACAGGGGGGAAAAAUCAUACGUUCUCCGAUUUCAGUCCGAGGAAGAGAUGGAGGGAGAUGGAGAAAAGGAGAAGACUGGGAUGGUUUCUCUUAACUUGCUUCGAGAUUGGAGUGGAGCGAGGGAAAGUGAAAGAAUGGAAGGGUUUGAAGAAGGUGUUGGAGUGGAAGAGAAAGCAUUUGUUCUUCAUUUCCAAACAGAUGCGCCAAGUGAUGAAGACGUUCCAUCAAAUGCAGGCUUUCCUGAAGGCCCUAGUGAAGACUUGGGUCUUUCUUGCCAUCCUGCCCAAGGCUUAAUGCCUCUUGGUGGACAAGAGGUUGUGUUUGAAUUAGGCAGUGAGGCCAAAAUAGAUGCAGACACUGGUAAUGGGGAAAGUGUUCAAAUGAUUGCAGUAAUAGAAGGUGGGGGCAGCAGUUCUGAGACAGGGGGCAGUUUUACUAAUCCUGGAGGAGUCACUGGAACAGGAGCAGGGCAAAUGGGGAGCAUAUUUCAGUUAGAGGGAGGAGAAGGUAUUGUUAUUAUUGAGGUUAGUACCAGCAGUUUGACAGAAGGAACAGAAGGUGUUUCUGUAGGAUUAAGGAACAUGGACAAAGAAGGCACUACAUCGCAAGAAGUGGCUUCGGAAGAGCAGAAGAUACUGGAAACUGAGAGCAGACUAUCAGCCAGUGUGAAUGGGACCUGAGACUAAGCUCUCAAAAUUAUCUCAAAUCUCAAAAUUAAGCCUGUUUAUUGCUUUAAGAUACAACACACACACGGCCCUACUAACCAAUGCACACUACUAACUACCAGCAUCCAGAGUCUUUGAUCAUACACCAGUUUUUAAUGAUGCCUUUUAUAAUCCAGAUGACUAAACCUAAAGUCAUUUAGUCCUCUCACUUUCAGCUAUCAGGAAAGUGAACUGGAGGGAAAGGCCUUGAUUUAUAACAAGAAUUGACAGGCAAAUGCAUGAUAAAAUAGCUUUUGGUGCAACGGUUGCUCUGUUUUUUUAUGUUGUCCUCUAACUUCAGUCUCCUGGAGUGUUCUCUGAGCACUGCAUUACCUAGAAUAAGGUGAGAGUUACUCACCAGCCCAUAGAGGGAGUCGUUUCAUAAACCACACACAACAAGUAUGAACAAGUAUGACCCCCCCCCAAAUACUACACUUAGCCGACGAAUUGAAGAGGAGCUUCUGAAGAAUGUUGGGCAACUGUAAACUAAUAUGCUGUCAUGUUGACAGCCAAAGUGUAGGAACUGUGAAUAUGUCUAUAGUCUGUUUAGUUUCACUAUAAUUGUUGAUAUUAGUAAAUUAUGUUCAACAAACGCU